UGCGCGGGGCCGCUGGCAGCACACCCUGCGAAGCUGGGGCAGGGAAGCAAGGAGGGUCCGUGCGCGGCGCCCGGGACGAGGAGAAGUCGGACCUUCGCCGCUGCGGCCGUCCGCGCCCGGCUGGGCUAUUAGCAAAAGAUGGUGGAUCGCUUGGCAAAUAGUGAAGCAAAUACUAGACGUAUAAAUAUAGUAGAAAACUGUUUUGGAGCAGCUGGCCAACCUUUAACUAUACCUGGACGUGUUCUUAUUGGCGAAGGCAUAUUGACUAAGUUGUGCAGGAAAAAGCCCAAAGCAAGGCAGUUUUUCUUAUUUAAUGAUAUUCUUGUAUAUGGCAAUAUUGUCAUCCAAAAGAAAAAAUAUAACAAACAACAUAUUAUUCCCCUGGAAAAUGUCACAAUUGAUUCCAUCAAAGAUGAGGGAGACUUGAGGAAUGGAUGGCUGAUCAAGACACCAACGAAAUCAUUUGCAGUUUAUGCUGCCACUGCCACUGAGAAGUCAGAAUGGAUGAAUCAUAUAAAUAAAUGUGUCACUGAUUUACUCUCCAAAAGUGGGAAGACACCCAGUAAUGAACAUGCUGCCGUCUGGGUUCCUGACUCUGAGGCAACUGUAUGUAUGCGUUGUCAGAAAGCAAAAUUCACACCUGUUAAUCGUCGUCACCAUUGCCGCAAAUGUGGUUUUGUUGUCUGUGGGCCCUGCUCUGAAAAGAGAUUUCUUCUUCCCAGCCAGUCCUCUAAGCCUGUGCGGAUUUGUGACUUCUGCUAUGACCUGCUUUCUACUGGGGACAUGGCCACGUGCCAGCCUGCUAGAUCAGACUCUUACAGUCAGUCACUGAAGCCGCCUUUAAAUGACGUAUCUGAUGAUGAUGAUGAUGAUGAUGAUAGCAGUGACUAAGGGCAUAUUUUGAAAUAUUUAAUUGGGUGUGACUGUCUGAGAAAUCAGCUCUGGGGGAAUGUAAAAUUAUGAGCUUUCUCUCCAUUUUGCUCUUGCCAUGAAUUUGCCUGAGAAAUUUUCAACCUAUGUGCCUCAGUAUACUCUAUAGAAAAUAGGUCCUGUUAUCAUCCCCCUCCCCCCGCAACCUCUCCUUACCUCCCCCAGCUCCCUGUUCUACAGGGAUAGGCUAUUGCAAAUAUAUCAGACAAAUGUUUGGUUUCUUGUUUUAAUUCUAGACUACUUUCUUGGAUGGUUGGGAAGAGACGUUUAACAUAUCAUGUGCUGCAUUGUUGUUUAUUAUAUGUUCUGUUAUAUGGAAAAACUAAAAGCAAAGAAUGAUGGAGAAAGGAGUAAGAUGUGGUUAGUGAAUUAUGUUAUUAGCUUUUUUCUAACCAUCCUAUCUAAAGGUUAAGAUACCAGUAACAGAAAUACAUGUUUUGGAAAUACUUUGACUUUUUCAUAUACCAGGUGGUGCCUUAUCAUAAUAGCACUGUUGCAUGAAAUAAGCCCCUACCUUCUCACUUUUUAGUUUUGUUUUAAAAGUACACUGGUGCUUUCUGAGGUGAUAAAAUGAAUGUUAUAGAUGGGUGUAAUUAGGAAAUGCUUCUCAUUUGACACCUACAAGUAACUAAAUUUUGAGGUCCUUCAUUCUGUAUGAAUAUUUUUUUCAUAAAAUAUUAUUGUUAUUAUAUUUUUACUUUCUAUAGGUACCAAGUUAUAAUUGCCAUUCUUAGGAGUUUGGUUUGAAAUUUACCAAGGGCAAAUGGUCAUUGCAUUAUUUCCACUGACACAUUUUUAGGUAUAAAUUCAUCUGCUUUAACAUUAUUUCAAAAAUGAAAAAUCUUAUACAAUUUCUUGAAAUAUAAACAAUCUCUUUAAAAAAAUCUCAUGCUAGAGCACAGAUAAUAGUUAAAGAUUUGGAAGAAAUAAUCUAGGAGGAUGGUCAGUACAGACCAGUUAAGUUUGAUAGACUUCAUAUCUGUGGAAGUAUUUUCUAUUUCAGUGUGAAACUAUCUAGAAUUUACAAAUAUAGUGUUAUAUUUUAUAAAAUUUUGUAAAGUCCCAAAUAAUAUUUCUAUUUUUGUAAAACAAUGGUAUGUUUUAAUAUGUUUCUGAAAUCAUUUUGCAAUCUAUGGAAAUAGAGUAGCAGUUGAUCUUUCUAAAUUGUGAACUUUAUUGAGUCCAUCUAGAUUGCUUUUGAGAAGGGAUAAUUUUUCACUCUUUGCUUUUGAGGCAGCCAUUAGGUUGAAAGUAUAUUUAUCAUAUAAAACUUGAUGCGUUUUGCACUACUCUCUCCAUUUGUAUGCUGCAAAUAGUCUUUCAAAUAUGAAAAAUCAGCCUGAAGUUUGUUUUAAAUUCUAAAUUCAUUUUGUUUUAAAAUCUUUAAAUCUGGAUGUAUGGGAGAUGUCAUGAGAGGUUUGAUUUAAUAAUUUGUGACAGAGGAUUCUUUGGUUUGGUUAAGGCACUAACUUAACUUUUAAAUUGUGAAAGCACCUGAGAUAGGUCUCCCUGUAGGAAAUGUGAAAGAAAGGCACAGCAGGUAUUUUGUUUGUUUUAAUAUCAUAUGGACUUUUGUUUCUAAGCAAUAUUUACACAUAAUCAAUAAACAUAUCUGAAAAGAACCAUAAAACCUGACAUGUGCUAAUGGAGACUUGGUGGUACAUAGGAACCUAGGAAAUCCAAGAACCAAGGGGAAAUGUUCUGAGAUAACAUUUAUGUUGUCAACCUCUAUUGACUCUGUUUUUACAAUAAAAAGUAUUUUACAACUUUAAAAAAAAAAAA
Messenger RNA from Dama dama (fallow deer), 2712 nucleotides. RefSeq names its product pleckstrin homology domain-containing family F member 2-like. Gene Ontology annotation, molecular function: phosphatidylinositol binding; metal ion binding. NCBI's taxonomy places the organism in Eukaryota, Metazoa, Chordata, Mammalia, Artiodactyla, Cervidae. The transcript has a single exon. Bases 139 to 891 code for a protein of 250 amino acids. The record is from RefSeq and is a predicted model, not a curated record.